This is a messenger RNA of Clupea harengus (Atlantic herring), 2602 nucleotides long. RefSeq names its product NLR family CARD domain-containing protein 3-like. Bases 125 to 2602 code for a protein of 825 amino acids. NCBI's taxonomy places the organism in Eukaryota, Metazoa, Chordata, Actinopteri, Clupeiformes, Clupeidae. The record is from RefSeq and is a predicted model, not a curated record. The transcript is spliced from 4 exons.
CCCAUCCCUGGUCUAGAUAAUCAAACAGGGUUUUAGAGUGUAGAUCUACAGCAGAUAAGAUGAAUUCCAUUUUAAUGUGUAAGGAGCAACAGUAGUUUAAAGCAAAUGGAUAUUUGUGUCUGGAAUGUCAAUGGUAAUUUGGCGAAAGCAAUCACAAAUGAAAAUCAAUAUUGUGAUUAAUAAUACACAUGAUACUAAUAGGUUACUUUGUUCAUUUUUGUUCACAGCUGAUGAAGUCCUGAGGAGAGUUAUAGAGAAGCAUAAAGCCAGUCUGAAGAGGAAGUUUGAGAACAUAUCUGAAGGCAUCAUCAAACCAGGAGCUGAGACACCCCUCAAUAAGAUCUACACAGAGCUCUACAUUACAGAGGGAGAGAGUGAAGGGGUGAAUAAGGAACAUGAGGUUUGGCAGGUAGAGUCAGCAUCCAGAGCACAAACCACAGAAGACACACCAAUCAACUGCAAUGACAUCUUCAAGCCCUUACCUGGGCAGGAGAAGAACAUCAGAACUGUGAUGACCAAAGGUGUUGCUGGCAUUGGAAAAACAGUCUCAGUGCAGAAGUUCAUUCUUGAUUGGAUAGAUGAGGUAGCCAAUCAGAAUGUAGACUUUAUAUUUCCCCUUCCUUUCCGUGAGCUGAAUUUGGUCAGGAGUGAUCAGUAUAGUCUUCACAAGCUUCUGCUUGACUUCCAUCCUGAACUGAAGGAGUUGAAGGAUGGUGAAGAAUACAACAACUGUCAGGUUGUGUUCAUCUUUGAUGGUUUGGAUGAAAGUCUAUUACCUCUGAAUUACCAACAGAACAUGAUAUCUGAUUUAAAACAAACAUCAUCAGUGGAUGUUCUGAUGACAAGUCUCAUUCAAGGAAGCCUGCUUCACUCUGCACACAUCUGGAUAACCUCAAGGCCAGCAGCAGCCGGUCAAAUUCCUGCUCAGUGCAUCGAUCAGGUGACAGAAGUACGAGGGUUCAAUGACCCACAAAAGGAAGAGUACUUCAGGAAGAGAAUCAGUGAUGAGAGUCAGGCCAGCAGAAUCAUCUCACACAUUAAGGCAUCCAGGAGUCUCCACAUCAUGUGUCACAUUCCAGUCUUCUGUUGGAUUGCAGCCACGGUCCUUCAGCAGAUGCUGGACAAGACUAAAGACAUUCCAAAAACUCUUACUGAGAUGUUCAUACACUUCUUGCUCAUCCAGACCAGAAGGAAGGAUCAGAAGUAUCAGAGUGGAACUGAGACAGAUGGAGAGAAACUUUUAAAAUCUCAGAAAGAGAUUUCACUGAAGCUUGGAGAACUGGCUUUCAAGAAUCUAGAGAAUGGCAAUCUGAUGUUUUAUGACGAAGAUCUGAUAAAGUGUGGCAUUGAUGUCAGUGAAGCCUCAGUGUACUCUGGCAUGUGCACUGAAAUCUUCAAGGAAGAAUCUCUGUUUCAUGAGAGGAAGGUCUACUGCUUUGUGCAUCUGAGCAUCCAGGAGUUUCUGGCAGCUGUGUUUGUGUUUCACUCUUAUGUGACAAAGAACCUCAAGGCACUGAAAUCCCUCCUAUGUGAAGAACAUGAACCCAGUCCAUCUGUUUUAUCAUCUCUUCAAUCAGUGCUGGGCUUACAAUCUAAUGACCAUCUACAUGUGUUACUUAAGAGUGCAGUGGAUGAGGCUCUGAAGAGCAGGAAUGGACACCUGGAUCUUUUCCUUCGCUUCCUUAUGGGCAUCUCUCUGGAGAGCAAUCAGAGACUUUUGAAAGGUCUACUGAACCAUGAAUACAGCAGCUCAAAGAGCACCAAGGAAAUAUGUCAAUACAUUAAGAAGCUCAACAGCGAAGAUCUCUCUCCUGAACGAUGCAUCAAUCUUUUUCAUUGCUUAUUUGAAAUGAACAAUCAUUCCAUGGACAAAGAAAUUAAGAAAUAUCUGGAGUCACCAAAGAACAUCAAACUGAAAUUGUCUCCUGCUCACUGUUCAGCACUGGCCCACAUACUUCUGAUGUCUGAGGAGGUGCUGGAUGAGUUUGACCUGAAGAAAUACAACACAUCAGAUGAGGGACGCAGGAGACUGAUCCCUGCUGUGAGAUGCUACAGAAGGGCACGACUUGCUGAAUGCAAACUCACAGAUAAGUCCUUUGGAGAGCUCACACUGGACCCAAACACAGCAGGCAUACAUCUCUCUCUCUCUGAGGGGAACAGAAAGGUGACGGGUGUGAAUGAGGAGCAGCCAUAUCCUGACCACCCAGAGAGAUUUGACCACUGGGAUCAGGUGUUGUGUAGAGAUGGUCAGUCUGGACGCUGCUACUGGGAGGCUGAGUGGAGUGGGGAUGGGGCUCAUAUAUCUGUGGCAUAUAAAAGCAUCCAGAGGAAAGGGAGGAGUAAUGAGAGCGCACUGGGAUAUAAUGACAAGUCCUGGAGUCUGCACUGCUCUCCUGACAGUUACUAUGCCUUCCACAAUAAUGAACACACUGGCAUACCUGUCCCCUCCUCCCGCUCCAGAAGAGUAGGAGUGUACCUGGACUGGCCAGCCGGCACUCUGUCCUUCUACAGCGUCUCCUCUGACACACUCACCCACCUGCACACGUUCCACUCCACAUUCACUGAGCCCCUCUAUCCUGGGUUUGGGACCCUCAACACUUAA